GCGCGGGAGGGUAGAAGCCCGCCGACCCUCGUCGCGCGAGGACGCGCUUCAGCACCGCGCCUCCAUGUCACCGAGGUGGUCGACUCGGUCUUAGGAAGGACUCUCCGCGCUCCGUCCACUCCUCGGAACCGACAUGAGGCACCUACGCCUCGUCUUGGUCCUCGGGCUUGCCCUCACCCUCGCCGUAUCCGUCGGCGCCGAGGGCAUUUCCUUCAACAUGGUCAAGACGUGGGCGUACAAACUGGGCUUUGAGCUCUCCCAGCUGGGCAAGUACGUGACGAACGUCGAGAAGUUCCAGGAGAGCUACAGCCAGGCUGAGCUGAUACCUCGAGACGGCAGUGCCCUGGUCCAGGAGAUCGCCAAGGACAUCAAGGCGAUGAUGGAGUCGAAGAUCUCGGCCAUCAAGAGAAUCAUGGACGUGGCCGAAACGUCCGCCCUCUCGUCCCCUGACGCGGAUCCUCCGGACAGCUACACCUACGUGAACGCCAAGAACAACACCCUGGAGAUGACGUACAGCGGCCACUUCGGGGGCCAGGUGAACCUGAACAAGUCCGCAGUCCACGUGCCGACCAACGUCUACGAUCGCUCGCCGAACGUAAUAAGGGCUAUCAAGUGGUCUGAAGAGCUCGACAAGACCUUCGUCAACAACUUCCACCAGGACCCGUCCCUGUCAUGGCAGUAUUUCGGCAGCUCGACCGGGUUCAUGAGGCAGUUCCCUGCGAUGAGGUGGUACAUGGAGCCGGUCGACCUCUUCGACUGCAGGACCAGGAGCUGGUACAUCGAGGCAGCCUCCAGCCCGAAGGACGUGCUCGUCCUGGUGGACAACUCCGGCAGCAUGACCGGGAUGCGCAAGGAAAUCGCCAGACAUGUCGUCAACAACAUCCUCGACACCCUCGGGAACAACGACUUCGUCAACAUCAUCACGUUCUCCAACGUCACCCACGAGGUCGUCCCUUGCUUCAAUGGCUCGCUCGUCCAGGCGAAUCUGGCGAACGUGAGGGAGCUGAAGAACGCCAUUGCUGAUAUGUCCACGGAGAGAAUUGCGAAUUUUUCGCUGGCGUUGAAUCAGGCCUUCGAGCUGCUGGAAACUUAUCGUACCGAGAGAGAAGGGGCGAGGUGUAAUCAGGCCAUCAUGCUGGUCACCGAUGGGGUCCCCUACAAUUACAAGGAGAUCUUCCAGCAGUACAACUGGAGGGAUAACCCCAACCAGCCGAACAAUGCCGACAUGCCCGUCAGGAUGUUCACGUAUUUGAUUGGCAGAGAGGUGGCCGACGUCAGGGAGGUCAAGUGGAUGGCUUGUGCCAAUAGAGGGUAUUAUGUUCACCUGUCAACCUUGGCCGAAGUACGUGAACAGGUCCUGAAUUACGUCCCGGUGAUGGCGAGACCACUGGUCCUCGGCAGAACCGAUCAUCCGACGAUAUGGACCCCAGUUUAUGCCGACGUGACCGACCCGAAGAUGACCGACUGGCUCUGGGAAAGGAACGAGCGCAGGGAGCAACGAGAACGAUUUCAGAGCUACCGGAAGAACCGGAAGAUGUUCACCUCGAAGGAGGAACAGGACCGCCGUUACAUCCAGAAACAGAAGAGACUUCACGACCAGCAUGGGAACCUCCAGGAGUACAGACUCAUGACCUCCGUCAGCAUGCCCGUCUACGACAGACGAGAUAACGCGACCCGGAUCGCCGAUCUCCUCGGAGUCGCCGGGACCGACGUGCCCAUCCAGGAGAUCCAGAAACUGAUGAUGCCGCACAUGCUGGGCGUGAACGGCUACGCCUUCAUCGUGACCAACAACGGUUACAUCCUGAUCCAUCCCGACCUUAGACCAGUGUUCCAGGGCAUCCUGAAGCCCUCGUACAACAGUGUCGACAUGGCGGAGGUGGAGCUGAUGGAUCAGGGCAGGGGACCCCGUGAAUUCGAGGAAGGAAUACUCAUGCUACGCGACGACGUGAUCAAUCAGGCCAACGGGAGCGCGACGCUGCACACCAAGUACCACUUCGACGACAUGAAACGUGUCGGCAGGGUGAAGAGGAAGUACGAUUACACGGGGAUCGACAAGACGCCUUUCACGGUGGUCGUGAGUCUGCCGGACCAUGGGCAUGGUGGGAGUUAUCGGGUUUUGGCCGCGGAGGAGAUACGUCGGUCCCAUGCCGAGGGUAAAGACGUGACCGACUACUUCGCUGGCAACAACUGGCGGGUGCACCCCGACUGGCUCUACUGCAAGUACCACUACGAGGGUGAGCACAGGUUCAACACCUCGGAGCUGCAGCUCCUGCACUUUCUGGAGCGAACCCGCCAGCCGGGCUGGAAGUGGAUCGACACGAAGCAACGAUCCCAGCCCCCGGAGUAUUCCGACUCGAGUUCCGGUUACGGGGCUCCCCGUAAGUCCUAUCCGAGUGCCAGCAAGGCAGACACCGACACCUACUACUGCGACCGGAGCUUGCUCCUCAGCCUCGUCUACGACGCCAAGGUAACCGAGUGGUUCGCUAACGCCAGCAUCACCCGCGAGGAUAACGGGAAAGAGUUUCAACAACGCUUCGGCUUCACCCUCGCCUUCAUGGCGACGCACAGCGGCCUCACCAGGUGGCAGGACUUCCUCGUGGAUGAGGAGGGCUCACCUGAGGAACACUUCAGCAAGAUGUAUCCGAGGGCCAUCGAUGAAGUCUGGUAUAAGCGAGCCGUGGAACAGCACUACGUUCAGCCUGAUAGUUUUGUCUUCUCGGUGCCAAUAGACGAAACCGGGGCUGACAACAACACCCUGGUCACAGCGAGUCGUGCAAUCUUCAUAAGUAAGAAGCAGGCGAAGGCACCGGCGGCGGUGGUGGGUUUCCAGUUUCUGCACUCGGCCCUGCAGAGCCUCUUUCUGAAUAUCACGUACAAUUGCGAGAACAACUGCCAGAGGCACUGUGGAGACGAGACCCUGGCCUGCUACCUGGUGGACAACAACGGCUUCGUGAUCGCAGCCGAAGACGAGGGCGACGCGGGCCGCUUCUUUGGGGAGGUGCGGGGACCCAUCAUGACGAGUUUGGUGGAGUCGGGGAUCUUCGACAAGAUCAGGAUUUUCGACUACCAGGCGGUGUGCUUCAAGAGCACCCAGACCAACAAUCGAGCGACCUCGAUGGUGACGCCCUGGAAGAGCAUGCAGAGGUGGGCCUCGUGGAUCUUAGGUCAGGUUACAUGGGCUUGGGUAAAAGCUGGCAUCUGGAGCACCGAACAAGCUUACGGGUACGCCUACCCAGGUGAAGAGGACGAGGGCCACGACGAUUACCCGGACCGCAGGGAAAAGCCAUCGGUAGACGCGAAGGACGAGCAAAACUUCGACGAGAAAGUCCUCAUCAACCGGACGAGACCCGAGCCGUGCGACCAAGAGGUCCACCUCUACUCGCUGGCCAACGUGUCGUCCAGAGAUUACGACGUGGAUUUUGACACCAACAACGGCUGCGACCGGCCUUACGUGGUGCAGCCCGUUGCCUUCAGCAACAUGCUGCUCGUCGUCGUCGACACAAUGUGCCCCGACACGGACGAGCCGGCUCUCGGUGUGCUCCCUGAAGAGGUAAUCUACCCGAACGACUCGCUGGUCUGCCACAAGGCAUUGAACGGUCUGCGGAGGCGCAGACCAAGGUCCUGCAUCCGCAGCCACCCGAAGGAAAGCGAGAUCAAGGACCUCUGCGGCGAGGCCUCGAGGCUCCUGCCGGACCUGGUACGGAUGUUGCUGCUGGUUUGCUUCCUGGCCAGGAUGGCUCAGCUCUGAACCAGCCGAGAACAAGCCAGAACCUCUUUCCUCCCCGUCGCGUUUGAAGCUGGCGAAUACGUGGCGGGGAGCGCCUUCAAGGUCCUGGUGGGUCUUUUUCAGGGCCGCGGAAGUCCAGCUGGAGCUGGGUCCUCUCCACGCAUGGACUUAUUCCGAAACCUCGUCGCACCGUGAAUGGCGACUCGCCGGGCCGUGUCCUUAUAUUUUCAACGUCGGAUCCAUUCCGAGAGAGAUACUAAUUUUAGGGGUCUACGUAUCGCCUAGCCAAUGGCUGCGGUCGUACCAAACUUGUCCGAAACUUGUUACUGCCCAGAAUCGUGCAAUACGAGGCGUGCACUCGGUGUACGCUCUGCUGCUCUCGUAAUCUAGUAAGGUGACCAGAUUUUUAAGAUGGCGAGGAUAGAGUGGGGAAAAGUAAGCCGAGCGAAAGUCUUCGCGAAGUCAUCGAUAACGAUGAAAUUUAGGAAAUCCUAAAUCGCCGUUGCGAGCUACAGAAAUGAGGCUUUCGUAAUUCGCGACUUGUUUUUGCGCUCUCUGAAGGAACCACGCAGAUUUUUCUUUUUUUUUUUUUUCUUUCUUUCGUUUAGAGUGAAGUAUUAUAAAAUGUCUAGGCAAGUGGUAGUUAAGAGGAUGCGAAAAUGCCACCUAAGGGGCCAAUCGUUCUCCGAGCCGGGUGUACCGAAUCGAUUCAACCUCUACAAUGUUAAUAUGGAGACUGUAAGCAAACUCCUGACACGCAUGAAAUUUCAUUUAUUAUCAAAAAUGUUGAAAGUGUCUAUAAACAAAUGUUAAAAAGAAUUGAAAUUUCAUGGGUAUAGGGACCUUCCUUAAAGCCUCCGUAUUCACGUUGUGAAGUUUUAUACGAUCCCGGUAUACCCGGCUCGGAGGAAAGUGUCCUAAACGAGACCUCUUUGCCGGCACUUUCACAUAGCCUUAAGUCGUGGUUCUGGCAAACUGUUGACUUUUUUGGUCGUCUUGGACGCAGGAGGACCGUUAUCCUCGACAAAGGAGGAUUAUAUAUCUAGUCACCUUACCGAUCGACCAACGCAAUGCGAACACAAACGCGGAACAUGAUACGGUGCUUUGUCGCUUCGUCUCGGCCGACCGCUUUGUUGUCACCUCUGGCCAUUUUUUUUCUUUUUUUUUUUGUCGAUUCAGUUAUAAAUGUCCUUAUCGAGUCGCCGGCCGAGGGGCGCCUCAUGGAAGGGCGAAGAAACGACCUGUAGUACCUUUUUCUAUAGAUUUUGUAUACGGAGACUGUUACCACUUUACCUGCUUCCAGCAAUUUUUUGACGAAACCUGUGCCACCGGUCCUGAACAAUGCCACGGUCAGCUCUCUGGAAACGGAAUCAAAUGAUAAUGGCAAGGUUCAGUUUUCGUACGAGGUAUGCAACCGCGAUAAAUCGUUGCACUCGUACGAGCGCAUUCGUCCUAAUUGAAGAUGAACGACGAGAGACGCGCUAUUUGUUGGUUUCGGUCAAAGGCGUCUUCUAAGACGUGAAGGAGUACAACGUGAACGAUUAAAGACAGAAUUUAAAAAAUAUUACUAUUAUAUAUAUAUUUAUUGCAAGAUGAGUCGUAUAUAACGAGAUACAUUCACGGUUCUCUUCUCUUCUGGAAAGUAUUAUGUGUUAUCGAACGUAAUAAUCGCUCUUGGGUCUCGACAAUAAAAAUUUUUCGAAAAUCGUUCACGAUCGAUGUGGUUUCCUGCGUCCAUCUUCCGAUGAACGACGCUAGAUUGAGAAAUUACGGCGAGAUCGGGAAUUUUUACUAGGUUUGGUUAAGGUGUUACAACGCUCUGUUGAAAAAAGAAAAGAAAAUAACCCGAGUGACUCGCGAUUUUCGCUCCCAGGUUCUCGAUUGCGCAACGUCAAUCAGGAAAUUUCUCAAUUAAUUAAACCUCUCAUUGUUACUUCAAUUUAAUUACCUGGUGGUUUUGUAUCGACAGUACAUCGAGAUCGCAAGUGUCCUGUUAGCCGUGCAAUCGGCGACGAGAGAACUGAUCUUAAAGAGCGGUGAUACGUUAAAUAUGUCUUUUGGAGCGGUAAAUCGCUCUUAUCUGCACCGGUACGUGGACGGGAAUGUCGCGAGCUUAUGUCACUGAUGACGCGUUAUGUGAUUUAAGUAUAACUCGACACUUUCGAGGUGACGUUGAGGUGUAAAAACCGAAAACAAUACAGGUUAUGUAGGUGCAAUCGGCGAAUCAACGGAGCAGGAGUGCAUACGACGAGGCACGCUCGUUAAACCAUAACUAAACGUUCAUACUCGCGCUUUGUACAUUAACCGAUAAUAGACGACGAUUCCGAAAAUAUAUGUGGUUUACUACUUAUAGAGUUUAUUAGCAUUAAUUUUGUAAAUUACUGUAAGAUACGACGUAAAGGUAUAAAACGGUGUGCCUUUGGACACGCGGCUAUUACACGAAAUCUUGUUGUAUGUUUUACAAAUUAACAGGAGACGUCGAUCUCGGAAUAUUUAAACGUUAUUGAGUUAACGUAACGACAUUCGUGCCGAUUGCUCGUCGAGGUGAUUACUCGUAGGCAGAACGUAACAAAGGGUCGACUCUACACUAAUGUACAGUAUUUAUUAAGAAUUGUUAUUUACAAUUACGAGUCUAUUUGUGAGCAGCACUGGGACGUAAUUAAAAGAUGUGAGAAUCAA
Orussus abietinus is the source of this 6406-nucleotide messenger RNA. It is a transcript of the gene stj, whose product is annotated as voltage-dependent calcium channel subunit alpha-2/delta-3. Bases 134 to 3748 code for a protein of 1204 amino acids. NCBI's taxonomy places the organism in Eukaryota, Metazoa, Arthropoda, Insecta, Hymenoptera, Orussidae. The record is from RefSeq and is a predicted model, not a curated record. Gene Ontology annotation, cellular component: voltage-gated calcium channel complex. Gene Ontology annotation, molecular function: voltage-gated calcium channel activity. The transcript is spliced from 17 exons.